AUGGACACGAAUGCACUUGUCGACCUUAUUCAUAAGGUGCAGGGACAGCCCUGGGUCGAUAAGGUGAACGAGACCCACAAAUUGUGCCGUCUCUGUCCGUGGGUGUCUACAUUCCAUCCCAACAAACUUCCUUGGAACCUCGAGGGUGCAAUCCACCAUGGCGCAUUUAAUGCCGGCCUGAAAAUGGCCUUCAGUGAUAAUACUGCUUGGGUGGUCCGUUUCCCUUGCGCGGGAAAAUCUAAAGUAGCGAUGGAGGUGACGGCCCUGGGCCUCAUCCGCGAUAGGACUGCCAUCCCCGUCCCGAGAGUCCGCGCGUGGGGUCCCGCUGCCAGCAACCCACUUUGUCUCGGUCCGUUUAGAAUAAUGGAUUUCAGUAACGGUGUAAGUCUUACUGAUCUCCUGCGGGAUCAUAAUGCCGAGCGCCCCAGCCGACUUAUGAGGGAGGACAUCAGCGACCAUGAUGUUGAAAUUAUCUAUAGACAGAUGGCGGGGAUCAUGCUUCAGCUUUUCAAGAUUGAUUUAGACCAAAUGGGCAGUCUGCCUCCGCCGGCACUGACUGGAGCCCAUUGCUCUAAUUCACUGUCACGGCCGCUAACAUUCAAGGCACACAAUAUCCUACAGAAUGGAGGAGUGAACACUUUCGUUAUCGGUCAGGACUGGGAACAGCUUGUUCACCAUCCGAAUUCAGUCUGUGGCGAAUACGAUGCCCAGAACAAGUAUGUAGCCUUCAAGGCACUGAGAUCCUUAGUACCAGACUUGAUCCAUCCGAGAUAUGACCAUGGCAAAUUCAAGUUGAUAUGUGACGAACUCGGUCUUGCCAAUCUGAUUGUCCGCAGUAAGGAUGAUCUCACUAUUGUUGGAGUAAUAUACCUUGAGUGGUCCUAUAUAGGACCCGCGCAGCUGUUUGGCUCAGCACCCUGGUGGCUUCUCCAGGAUAGACCAGUAAAUAGCGCCUGGGACUACAAUGGCGAAGAGCCACCCGAGAUCGCUGCAAGUUUUCCUUUAACGAGGCUUCGACAGCAUUUUGGGGCUGAUGGCUGGGCAAAGCGAGAGAAGGAAUUUGACUGUGCAGAAGAACUGGAGGCAUUCGCAUUGCAAAAGGUGGGAGAAGUAGAUAAGUAUGAUGAAGACUUGGUGAAGGUCGAGGAGAACAAAGCUCUCAUGGACAGCGGGAGAAUGACCAAGGAAGAAUUCAUUCUCACUGCAGCGGCAAUAAUAGAAUCUCGCAGCUCUUCAUCAUCUGUGUUAAACGAUGAAGUAUCGAGGGACAAGGUCCGGAAAGCCAAACCCAUUAGUUGA
This is a messenger RNA of Aspergillus vadensis CBS 113365, 1299 nucleotides long. RefSeq names its product phosphotransferase family protein. The coding region runs from base 1 to 1299 and encodes 432 amino acids. The record is from RefSeq and is a predicted model, not a curated record. The transcript has 5 exons. NCBI's taxonomy places the organism in Eukaryota, Fungi, Ascomycota, Eurotiomycetes, Eurotiales, Aspergillaceae.